AUGCAUCUCGUCAUCGUCGUCGUGGGCCUCGUCGCCCUGACGGCAGCUGCGCCACUCGAAAAGAUCGGCGAUACCGAGAUGCACCAGGCUCAGGAUAAAGACUACACCAAAUAUGCCGGAUACCACCCAUACUACUCUUACGGGCCGUACUCCUCUGCAGCCGAAGCAGAAGCAGCCAAGACGCAGCAAGGAUCAGAGGCUGCAAACAUGAAGCGAGACGACACACAACCUGUAGUGGAAAACUACGCCCAGUAUGGCGUCUACUACACUACCUACGACCCCUAUCCAUCAGAAGUGGAGGCUGCGGCAGCGAAAGAUGACAUGGAAAAGCGAGGUUAUUCCUGCUACGAGACAUACACUCCUUACUCUGCCGCUGUCGAGGCUGAAGCCGAAGAGGCGUCCAUGGCCAAGCGUGGAUAUUCCUGUUACGAAGCAUAUACUCCCUACCCUGCUGCGGUGGAAACCGAGGCCAAGAAGAUGGAUGCAGACAUGGCUAAGCGCCAUAUGUUGAGCAUGCCCAAAGAGAUGAUGGAUAAUAUUGCGAGCAGCAGUGUAAAACGCGACAUGCCCAAGGAAGUGCAGGCUGCUGGUGAUUCCUGGUACAAGUCGUACAAGUAA
Molecule: messenger RNA, 618 nt
Organism: Alternaria arborescens
Lineage: Eukaryota; Fungi; Ascomycota; Dothideomycetes; Pleosporales; Pleosporaceae
Exons: 2
Coding region: 1-618 (205 amino acids)
Source: RefSeq, a predicted model, not a curated record